Messenger RNA from Macrobrachium nipponense, 3348 nucleotides. RefSeq names its product G-protein coupled receptor moody-like. The record is from RefSeq and is a predicted model, not a curated record. The coding region runs from base 1118 to 2347 and encodes 409 amino acids. Gene Ontology annotation, biological process: G protein-coupled receptor signaling pathway. Gene Ontology annotation, molecular function: G protein-coupled receptor activity. Lineage: Eukaryota; Metazoa; Arthropoda; Malacostraca; Decapoda; Palaemonidae. The transcript has 13 exons. Gene Ontology annotation, cellular component: membrane.
UAGCAGGACAAUUCCUUUUCCGGAAGGAAAUAAGACUAGUUGGCAACCCGAGUGUCAGCCACGCCCCGCCCCCUUGGCACUUACGGGCACUCAGUAGUCAGUAUCACUUCAGCAGCCGGGGUAUCAGGGUGUGUGCGCCUGCGCGUUGCUCAUGGAUACCAGGAGGCAGUCCUAUACGGUUCAAUCACAGUCAGUGGGUCUAACAUCGGAGCUGUAACCACCUCGUCAUCUGGACAAUAACGAGACACCGAGUGAUACUUUAAGACGCAUACGAAAAUACAUACAUAAGUCAUGUGGCCAAACCGGAAAGAGAGAGAGAGAAAAAGACGAUAAUAAAAAAGGAGAGUCGACGAGCGACGCGAGAGUCCAUAGAGCAUAUAGCCAGGAAGGGGGCGUGGCUCAAAAUUCCACGUCCGGACGGUUAUCGAAGAUCUGAGAAGGCUGAUGAAGGCUGACACAGUCUUUUAGACUGUAGGGAUUUUUCAUAGCGCGAAGAAAACCUCCGCGUGAGCAGAAACCACAACUGGCAGUGAGCUAACUAAGAGUCGACCGCAAGGAGGGAACCUUUCGCCUCAAGUAGUCCUGAUUAGCACCUUCUUAAAACUCCUUAUUUCCUUGCCUUUCCUGCCCUUUUGUGACGUAUAAAAAACAAACUGUCAAUCACUCUCAUUAUCUGUGGCCCCUUUCUGGUUACUUCUAUCUUUUUCUAAAUUUUGUGGUCCAUAUCUAUAAAUACUUAUACAUUUUUUCCUAAAACAUCUUUUUCCUACUCAUGUCUCUGAGAAUCGAAUAUUCUACUUCAGCUCCACCGACAGAGAUUACAUAUUUCUUUUCCUCCCCUCUUUCGUCACACUUAUUAUUAUAACUCCGAUUCGUUACGACUCGGCGUCAAAUUUCCUUAACUUAUCGGCUUGAUAAGUCACAGGAUUUCCUCACAGCACUGCGCAACAAUUAAUCCCUACAUUCAAUAUCAAAAUCUUCAUUCCCAUCAGCUUCCUAUUGACCCUACCAAUCUUGCCUUCUUCGCCACAGCUCCGAGGACUAACCUUGUCCUUCCCAGGCCCUUAGAAGUCUUCCUAGACAAGCUUCCUCCUCCUCCUUCUCCUCCAGCGGGACUAUGGACUACGAAAACGAAACCCUGGGCGUUUGGGGUCCUGGAGGCCGGUUUACGGACUAUGAGGACUUCACCGACUACGAGGUCCUGGAUUCCGAAAUUGCCAAGUGGGUCACGAGGAUGUCGACGGGAGUAGCCAGGUUCAUCGCUAUCCUCUUCAUAGGAUAUAUGGUCAUGGGUCUGACCGGGAACUUCCUGACGAUUUUGGCUCUCCUCAGGUGUCCACGGGUGAGGAACGUCACAGCUGCCUUCAUCAUCAGUCUCUGCGUUGCCGACUUUCUCUUCUGCGUUCUGGUUCUACCUUGGGAAGUGUCGCGGUUCUUGGCCGGUCGGUGGAUUUGGGGAGAGGGCUGGAUCUGCACCCUCUUCCCGUUGCUCAGGUACUGGAACGUUGCGGUGUCGCUGCUCUCUAUCGCCAUGAUUACAAUCAACAGGUACAUCAUGAUCGCCCACUUCAGCGUCUACAAACUGGUCUACAGGAAGGUCUUCAUAGCUCUAAUGAUAGCGUUCUGCUGGGUGUUCGCUUUCGUGAUGCUCGUGCCGACGCUCCUGAAGAAGUGGGGUCGAUUCGGUUACGACCGUCGACUACAAACGUGUUCGAUCAUCGACGGCGACAGCAAGGCUCCCAAACAGGUCCUUUUCGGCCUGGGAUUCUGUGUUCCUGCCAUAGUCAUCGUCAUCUGCUACUCUCUCAUUUUUAUCGUCAUACACAAGUCAGAGAAACGCAUGCGUCACCACAGUACCCGGGGCAUGAACGGCGCCCACGCCACGGGGUCAGCUCUCCAAGGGCAUUCUAGAAGUCGUACCAAGGUCGAGAGAGAGGCGAGGAGGAAGAGGAACGAAUGGCGCAUCACCAAGAUGGUCCUGAUCAUCUUCAUCGCCUUCCUGAUCACUUACCUGCCCAUUACCCUCGUGAAAAACCUGGACAAAGACGUUAAUUACCCAGGUCUCCACGUGAUGGGCUACGUCCUCAUCUACAUUUCGAGCUGUAUAAACCCUAUCAUCUACGUCAUCAUGAAUCGGCAAUACCGACAGGCCUACAAGACUGUGCUGUUGUGCAAGAGACCUCGCCUCCCUUCCCUCACUUCUUCCCAUUCAGAGAGGAACAAGGCGCGUAACAAAGCAGUGAUGGAAGACCUCAACGACAAGACCUUGAUGUCGAACGUGUCCCUCUCCGACGCAGCGGCUCUCCCGGAGUGCCACGAACUUCCGGAGGUCUUCGUCGACAAAUGACGCCGCCGCCAGGAGGAGAUAGAGGAGGAGGAGGAGGAGGAGGAGGAGAGUCCAUAACGAGAGGAUUCAAACCCAGACCAAACUAAUAGACGGACGAGAGACGGGACCAGGAUCCCACUCAGUUUAGUGAUCCACAGGGUGUCAACAAACCAAGGACAGUUAAAAAUUGAGUACUCUUGUAAUUAUAUAUAUGUAUAGAUUACUUGAGAACAAAUGUCUUGAAAUUUAUCGAACGUUCUGAGGUACUCUGAGUACCUUCGUCCAUUUACAUCGGUUUUUUUUUUUUUUUUUUUUGUAAAAGUUCUUACCCUCGUUGUCGUUGGGAAAACGAACUUUUACAGCUAUGACAUGUAAGGCGGUAUCUUUGAACAGAAUAACUGACAGUGAUAAAUGGAACCGAAGCAGUGAGUGUGUACUGGAAAUCUGGGUUGUGCGUGGGACCCGAAGGCGCUGAGGAGAUGACAAAUAAUCGGCGACAAGGAAUUUUAUCAAGGUGUUGUAAAGACAAGAAGACUACGACAUUCAUUGAAGGGAAAUCGUUCUCGUGUGAUUCGGGAAGAAAAUGAAUGAAAAGUUUGAAAUACUCAAAUGGCCUCGACGGCAUUUGUAAUAAUAAACUAAUAGCAUUCAGUGAGUAGGAAUUUGUCAGUUUAGUAAGUGAUAAGAGUAUGCGAAGGCGGUCGCUACUCGUAAGCAAAAGAGUACAAACUAGCACAAAAAAAAAAAAAAAAAAUGUGUUCCAAAUGCCAUGUCACCAGCGAACAAUUAAGCAGCAUUACUUAAAAUGUCUAGAGAAUGCUUCCUCUUGCACCUAUUAUAGCUUAUGUUAUCCUUGUUCGUAUUUUUUUUGUAAAUAGAUUAAUGUGUGCUUUAAAAAACAAUGUUUAUAAAAAGACAAUGCAAUAGAUAAUAAUGUUUGUUUUGUUAUACUGUACAGUACAUUUCUGGUGCUUAUGUUGAUAGUCACUUCUAAUAUAUAUAUAUAUAUAUAUAUAUAUAUA